UUAAGCAGUUAAGCUACAUGCAUGCUCUUAGUUAAACAACUGUUGGGCUCUGAUGAAACUGCAAACUCUCAAAAGCCUUGUUUGUGAAGCCCAAAACGACACAAGCGUUGCGUUUUGCAGCACAGCGCUCUCUAGUAGCAGUGGAUGAGACGAGAACGAACUAACCAGCGAGAGGAAAAAAACGAGUGUCAUCGGAUACUUCGCUACAGAGUGUAAUGUUUGAAAUUUUGGGGUAGUUGAGCUGUUUGACAAAAUGAACACCGCACAAGUCACUGCUUGCCAUCCUGGUAUUUGUGUCAAAAGUAUAUCUCAAGUGCACAGGCUUCAUUCUAAACUGUGCAUUUUACCAAAGCGUUUUGAUCCUUGCUCUCGCGUUAAACUCGGCCUAAGACCAAGACAAUCACUUGGCUUGAAAUGGCGGCCCAUUUCACAAUCUCAGAAACCUCUUCAUAUUUGCUUAGCCGGUGGAAAAGGGAUGAUGGGAAAUGACGAAGAGAAUUCCCCAUGGAAAUCUAUUGAGCAAGCUAUAGGAAAGUUUAAGGGACAAUCAAUAGAAGAUGUUUUACGGCGGCAAAUUGAAAAGGGUGAAUAUUAUGAUGGUGGUGGCAGUGGAGUGAAACCACCAGGAGGAGGUGGAAACAGUGGUAGUGGCGGUGGCAGUCCUGAUGGCUCCGGUGAAUCAGAAGAGGAAAGCCCUGCUGCAAUGUGGGAAGAAAAUCUCCAAGUGGUUUUAGCAACCCUUGGCUUUAUAUUUCUGUACAUUUAUAUCCUCACCGGUGAGGAACUCACAAAGCUAGCCAGAGAUUAUAUCAAGUAUCUAUUUAGCGGAAGUCAGACUGUUCGAUUGAAGAAUGCCUUGUAUGAAAUGGGACUAAUCUACGAAAGCAUGACGGCGGAGAAAGAAGAGCAAGAAGAGUUUUGGUUGGAGAAGGCCAUUCUGGGUACUCCAACUUGGUUUCACAACCCUGCUGAUUACCGUGAACCCCUUAAAAAUUACUUGCUAUCAGGUUCGAGUGACGCCAUUGCUGCCAGGAAUUACUUGGAAUUAGAUUCAGAUGAAGCCGUUAGGUAUUGCUUGGAAUCAGAUGAUGAAGAAGACAAUGAAUAUGUAGAUGAAGACGAAGACGAAGAUGAGGAAAAAUAUGAAGAUGAAGAUAAAUACGAUGAUGAAGAUAACUUUUGAUAGACUCCUUAGCACAAUUUGGAUGGCAGGAGAGGAUCCAAAUUCCUCCUUAGCAUACUCUAUUGUUCUCUUUCAUCUAUUUUCCCCUGAAGUGUAAUGAAGCUUUUUAUACGUUGUAUCAUCCUGCUUUUAUGUAUUGCCCUUUCUUGCGUUUGUUUUACCCUCAAUACUAAUGGAGUCAGGACAGGAAUUAGCUUUUAUAUGAACUGGAGUCCAUUUAUUUGCA
Messenger RNA from Cajanus cajan (pigeon pea), 1409 nucleotides. RefSeq lists its product as uncharacterized. Gene Ontology annotation, cellular component: chloroplast. NCBI's taxonomy places the organism in Eukaryota, Viridiplantae, Streptophyta, Magnoliopsida, Fabales, Fabaceae. The record is from RefSeq and is a predicted model, not a curated record.